GUCGGGAACCGCCCCUCUAUCCGGGCUAUAACUUCCCGGAGCGCCGGGCGACUGCUGGCGGGCUGACUCGCGCGCCUGGCAGUGGACAUGGACCUCGCGCGCCUGUGGCUGGGGCUUCUGCUGCCAGUUGUGGCCGCCCUGGAUUUCCGAUACCACCACCAGGAAGGGAUGGAGGCGUUCCUAAAGAGCGUUGCUCAGAACUACAGUUCGAUCACACACUUGCACAGCAUCGGGAAAUCUGUGAGAGGUAGAAACCUGUGGGUCCUCGUGGUGGGGCAGUCUCCAAAGGAACACAGAGUCGGGAUCCCAGAAUUCAAAUACGUGGCGAAUAUGCACGGAGACGAGACCGUGGGGCGGGAACUGCUGCUCCACCUCAUUGACUAUCUUGUCACCAGUCACGGGAAAGACAUGGAGGUCACACGUCUGAUCAAUAGCACUCGGAUCCACAUCAUGCCUUCCAUGAACCCAGAUGGGUUUGAAGCUGUCCAGAAACCCGACUGCUAUUACAGUAAUGGAAGGGAGAACUCCAACAAUUACGACCUGAACAGAAACUUCCCAGAUGCCUUUGAGAACAAUAACGUGACGAAACAGCCUGAGACCCUGGCAGUCAUGGCGUGGCUGAAAACAGAGACGUUUGUCCUCUCUGCAAAUCUCCAUGGCGGUGCCCUGGUGGCCAGCUACCCCUUUGAUAACGGCGUGCAAGCUACAGGGACACUGUUGUCCCGAAGCUUAACUCCCGACGAUGAUGUUUUUCAACACCUUGCGUAUACCUAUGCCUCACGGAACCCCAACAUGACAAAAGGAGAUCAGUGUAAAAACAAAAGGAACUUCCCCAACGGAAUCACAAACGGCUACUCCUGGUACCCACUGCAAGGUGGGAUGCAAGAUUACAACUACAUCUGGGCCCAGUGUUUCGAAAUCACACUGGAGCUGUCGUGCUGUAAAUACCCGCGGGAGGAGAAGCUACCAUUCUUCUGGAAUGACAACAAGGCCGCCUUGAUGGAAUAUAUGAAACAGGUGCACCUAGGUGUAAAGGGCCAAGUGUUUGAUCAGAGUGGAAAUCCGUUACCAAAUGUAAUUGUGGAAGUCCAAGACAGAAAGCACAUCUGCCCAUUUAGAACCAACAAACUUGGAGAGUAUUACCUACUUCUCUUGCCUGGGUCCUACGUGAUAAAUGUUACAGUGCCUGGACAUGACCCCUACCUCAAAAAGCUGACCGUUCCAGGGAAAUCCCAGACCUUCAGUGCUCUUAAAAAGGAUUUUCACCUCCCAUUGCAAGGGCAGGUGGAUUCCAUCCACGUAUCGCAUCCUUCGUGCCCAAUGACUCCUCUGUACAAAUUUAGGCCAAGCCACUCGGCUGCAACAAAGCCCAGUCUGUGCCUAUUUUUCUUGACUCUUAUGCACAUGUUUUUCAAAUAAAACAAAAUGUGAAACUCAACCCCCGUCGCCACCUGGAAUCAGGGAUUGGUUACUCCAGGUCACGGCGACUCUUUC
Molecule: messenger RNA, 1494 nt
Organism: Acomys russatus (golden spiny mouse)
Lineage: Eukaryota; Metazoa; Chordata; Mammalia; Rodentia; Muridae
Gene: Cpm
Product: carboxypeptidase M
Exons: 9
Coding region: 88-1419 (443 amino acids)
Biological process (GO): proteolysis
Cellular component (GO): cell surface
Molecular function (GO): zinc ion binding; metallocarboxypeptidase activity
Source: RefSeq, a predicted model, not a curated record